Molecule: messenger RNA, 900 nt
Organism: Rattus norvegicus (Norway rat)
Lineage: Eukaryota; Metazoa; Chordata; Mammalia; Rodentia; Muridae
Gene: Vom1r72
Product: vomeronasal 1 receptor 72
Exons: 1
Coding region: 1-900 (299 amino acids)
Biological process (GO): sensory perception of chemical stimulus; G protein-coupled receptor signaling pathway; signal transduction
Cellular component (GO): membrane; plasma membrane
Molecular function (GO): G protein-coupled receptor activity; pheromone receptor activity
Source: RefSeq, marked validated
AUGUCCUUAUUAGAGAAUGUUCUUUAUAUCCAAGCUGGAUUUGGAGUCCUAGCCAAUAUAUUUCUCCUUUUUUUCUAUACUUCUGUAAUACUAGGUGACAGAUCUAAGCCCAUGGACCUGAUAACCUGUCAACUGACCUUCAUUCACAUAAUGAUGGUCCUCACUGGAGGGGAAACUUUGCUUGCAGGCAUAUUAGAGUCACUAAAAUUUGGGAAUGACUUCAAAUGUAAGACUAUAUUUUACAUAAACAGAGUUAUGAGAGGCCUCUCUGUCUGCAUCACCUGUCUUCUGAGUGUAUCCCAGGCUAUCACAAUCAGCCCCAGUACAUCUUUGCUGGCAAGGUUUAAGCAUAAAGUAAAAGCACACAUCGUCUAUGCUUUUUUCUAUCUUUUGUCUUUCAAUUUGUCAUUCAGUAGUAGGUGGAUCGUCUAUGUUGCUGGUUUUACCAAUGUGAGUAAAACUCACCAGAUGAAGGUCACUAAAUCCUGCUCACUCUUCCCCAUGAACUACAUCAUCAGGGGAUUAGUUUUAACAGUGACAAUGUCCAGAGAUCUAUGUCUUGUAGGAGUGAUGCUGACUACAAGUACAUACAUGGUGAUUAUCUUAUGCAGACAUCAGAGGCAAUGCAAGCAUCUUCAUAGCGUCAGCUACCUGAGAGCGUCCCCUGAGAAAAGGGCCACCCAGACCAUCUUGAUGCUGGUAGUUUUCUUUGUGGUCAUGUACUGGUUGGACUUUUUCAUCUCAUUUACCUCAGUCCUGUUAUGGAUGUAUGACCCAGUCAUCCUGAUGGUUCAGCAGUUUGUGAUGUAUGCCUAUCCCACAAUUGCUACUUUGAUACAAAUCAGUUCUGAUAAGAGAAUAAUCAGUGUACUGAAAAACUUGCACUCCAAGCGCCACUAG